This is a messenger RNA of Quercus lobata, 444 nucleotides long. RefSeq lists its product as uncharacterized. Bases 1 to 444 code for a protein of 147 amino acids. The record is from RefSeq and is a predicted model, not a curated record. Lineage: Eukaryota; Viridiplantae; Streptophyta; Magnoliopsida; Fagales; Fagaceae. Gene Ontology annotation, molecular function: RNA-DNA hybrid ribonuclease activity; nucleic acid binding. The transcript is spliced from 2 exons.
AUGGAUUCAUGUGUUGAAGCUGCAUUAGAUUCAGUUCUGCACUUACCUAACGCACAACAACAGCCCUUGUUCUCUGCUUGGUUGCCUCCUUCAGUGGGUUUAUGUAAAAUUAAUGUAGAUGGGGCUCUUUUUACAUCACGGAAGCAGGCAAGCAUUGGUGUUGUAAUAAGAGAUGGUGAAGGCAGAUUACUGGCAACUUUAUGCAAAAAAAUCAAAGCCCCUUUGACGGCACUUGAAGUUGAAGCUAAGGCCUAUGAAGCUGGCAUUCAUGAGUUAGAAGCUGGAAUUGGUGUUGUUAAUUUUUCUCAUGUGCGUAGGACUGGCAAUAAGCCAGCCCACAUUCUAGCAAGACAAGCUCAAAACCUUGUCAAUGAUGUAAUUUGGAUUGAAGAGAUUCCUUGCUGUAUUCAGCAAUCUCUUAUCCAGGAUGUAUUUGGAUUGUAA